Messenger RNA from Chaetura pelagica (chimney swift), 384 nucleotides. It is a transcript of the gene RIPPLY3, whose product is annotated as ripply transcriptional repressor 3. The record is from RefSeq and is a predicted model, not a curated record. Bases 1 to 384 code for a protein of 127 amino acids. NCBI's taxonomy places the organism in Eukaryota, Metazoa, Chordata, Aves, Apodiformes, Apodidae. Gene Ontology annotation, biological process: negative regulation of transcription by RNA polymerase II; embryonic pattern specification. Gene Ontology annotation, cellular component: nucleus. The transcript is spliced from 4 exons.
AUGGAGGGUGCAGCUGCAGGUCUCCCGCUCCAGGCUGCAGCGGGGCUCAUCUGUCACCGCUCCCGGGGCGCCCGGCCCCAGCCCAGGGAGCGCCCGGAGAGCAGCCCUGCUCUGUGGAGGCCCUGGCUGGUCACAGUAAGAGAUGGUGAGAUGUCAGAGAAUCAACAAAUGUCAGAGCUGGACAGUCAACUAAUACAUUUUAGAUCAAAAGGAGCCUUGGGGUUUCAGCAUCCAGUGAGACUUUAUUUGCCCAAGUCUAAAUCCCAAGAGUUUCUUAGUAACAUCGGAGAGAAGGUUCUGGCGAGUUUUCCAGUACAAGCUACAAUUCACUUCUACAAUGACGACGACGACUCUGAGGAAGAUGAAGAAAAUGGUUCAGCUUAA